AUGUCGCUCAUGGUGAAUUACUGGAUGUGUUGGGUUUCUCUAUCACUAACACUGACAACAAGUCAUUCUUUGCACAGAAUCACCUUGAAGAAGAUGUCAUCUAUCAGAGAGACACUGCAUGAGCUGGGGGUCUCGGCAGAGCAGGUGAUGAGUGAACUAACCCAGAAGAGCUCAGAUGAUACCAGCAACGGGACCGCUCCCACCCCUCUAACCAACUACUUGGAUACACAAUACUAUGGAGAAAUCAGCAUCGGCUCUCCUGCCCAGAUGUUCAAUGUAGUGUUCGACACAGGCUCAGCCAACCUAUGGGUGCCUUCACAAAGCUGCUCACCUUUCUCCACUGCCUGUUUUACUCACAAUAGGUAUGACGCAUCGCAAUCUCGGACGUAUGUUGAGAAUGGAACGGGAUUUUCCAUCCAGUAUGCAUCUGGAAAUAUCAGGGGAUUUCUGAGUGAGGAUGUGGUGGUGGUGGGGGGUAUUCCAGUGGUGCAAGUGUUUGCUGAAGCCACAUCUCUGUCUGCCAUGCCCUUUAUAUUUGCUAAGUUUGAUGGAGUCCUGGGAAUGGGGUACCCCAACAGGGCCAUUGAUGGUAUCACACCAGUCUUUGACCGUAUCAUGUCUCAGCACGUCCUUAAGGAAGAGGUGUUCUCUGUUUACUACAGCAGGGACCCAAAACACUCACCAGGUGGAGAGCUGGUACUGGGUGGCACUGACCCAAACUACUACACUGGAAACUUCAAUUAUGUUGAUACCAGAGAAAAAGGGACAUGGGAAGUUACUAUGAAAGGUGUUUCUGUGGGAGCAGAGAUGAUGUUUUGUGCAGGAGGAUGCACAGCUGUGAUCGACACAGGCUCCUCCUACAUCACAGGCCCUGCCUCGUCUGUGUCUGUGCUGAUGAAAACCAUCGGAGCACAGCUAGAUGAAAGCGGUUACAAAGUUAACUGUGACACUGUGAAGACUUUGCCCAGUGUCACUUUCCAUCUGGGUGGCCAGGAAUACUUACUCACUCAUGAGGACUAUAUUUUAUGGCAAUCACAGAUUCAAGGGGAUGUCUGCACUGUCACCUUCAUGGGCUUGGAUGUGCCGCCCCCUACAGGCCCAAUCUGGAUCCUGGGAGCCAACUUCAUUGCCCGCUACUACACAGAAUUUGACCGUCGCAAUAACCGGAUAGGAUUUGCCACAGCAGUGUGAACAGAAGCCAAACAACAUCCAUUUUACUUGGCCUUUCUCUUGAUUGCAAAUGUCCAGUCCUCUAUAUUGAGUGGCUUUUUGAUGAAUCUAAAUGUGUCUUUU
Messenger RNA from Sphaeramia orbicularis (orbiculate cardinalfish), 1293 nucleotides. It is a transcript of the gene ren, whose product is annotated as renin. The record is from RefSeq and is a predicted model, not a curated record. Gene Ontology annotation, molecular function: aspartic-type endopeptidase activity. Gene Ontology annotation, biological process: angiotensin maturation. The transcript is spliced from 9 exons. Bases 1 to 1191 code for a protein of 396 amino acids. NCBI's taxonomy places the organism in Eukaryota, Metazoa, Chordata, Actinopteri, Kurtiformes, Apogonidae.